This is a messenger RNA of Penicillium paradoxum, 2421 nucleotides long. It is a transcript of the gene sip5, whose product is annotated as Sip5p. The record is from RefSeq and is a predicted model, not a curated record. The transcript has 3 exons. Bases 1 to 2421 code for a protein of 806 amino acids. Gene Ontology annotation, cellular component: cytoplasm. NCBI's taxonomy places the organism in Eukaryota, Fungi, Ascomycota, Eurotiomycetes, Eurotiales, Aspergillaceae.
AUGGGAAACUCCCAGACCAAGGAGUCGCGUUCCACAGCCCCCUUGAAUCGUCGGGGCCAUCGAUCCUCCGAUGCCUCAAGUCGACCAUAUCAAGGUUCUCGGUCAGCAAGAGGAAGUAGGCCUGACCUUUCGAUUCUUGGGAUCGGCAGCAGUCAUGAUCGAGAUGUGGCCACGCUAGAACAUCGGCGGGAAACAAAACAAGAGCGCGAGGCUCGUCGCCUGGAGAAGGAGCGGGUGGCUCGACUCAAAGAGAGGGAGCGCAGCAUGAAGGAGGAGCAUGUCGAUGGAGGCUAUCUCGUGACACAAGGAGUGUAUGUGGGAACUGAAGACUAUAAUAAAGUAGUGGUGCGCCAACUGAUGAUUGAACGCCGACUGGCCCCAUUCUGGAGAGGUCUCAAUGACUUCUCGGAGUCAUGGGCUGAGCAUCAGCUUAUGGCGGCUGCGCGAGGCAUGCCCAUCCCCCCGCCCGAUGAGAUCCCGCCCGAAUUGGAGUACAAACUACCCAGGAUCGCGGACAAAUCCCCUGUUGAUGCGACAAAUAUUCAGCAUCUGACAGUGCCGAUAACGUCCAGAUCGCAAUGUUUCACAGUCCUCCAACCCCCUCAAUCAUUACCUUCUGCAUCUCCGAUCGCAUCCGGCACAUCGACCUCCCCUCUCUUCAGAACAAGAGCAAAGACUUUGGCUGCUCUAACCACUUCUUCCAAGCAUAACUCACAGACAGAUCUAACACCCCGGGAGCUGCAGCUCCCUAAGGAUCCGUUUGUCAAUGGACAGCCCAUCGAAGUCAACUUGUACAAAGACGCAAGCGAAUGUCCAAUCUGUUUCCUUUACUACCCGCCGUACUUAAAUCGCACUCGAUGCUGCGAUCAACCCAUAUGCUCCGAGUGCUUUGUUCAAAUCAAGCGUCCGGAUCCGCAUCCUCCAGAGCAUGGAGAGCCCGAACCAAAUGCUCCUCCGGCCGAGAGAGAACAGACAGAGUCGACGGAGUCACAGUUGGUCUCUGAACCCUCGGCGUGUCCAUUUUGUGUUCAGCCAGAGUUCGGAGUCACCUACGCAUCGCCGUCGUUCCGCCGUGGUCUUACCUAUGCAGCAGACCCCAGCGCUCGGCUCUCGCCCAACUUCACUUCUCCCGUAUCAUCCACCUCCUCCUUAUCGUCUGCCACCGCAGCUGUGCCAGGUCGUCGUCGUGCUACCUCGCUCUCCACCACCGACCCUACAGUGGUUACAACGGACAGGAUUCGGCCUGACUGGGCCACCAAAUUAUCGAAUGCACGAGCUCAUGCGGCACGCCGGUCUGCGGCAGCGACUGCCCUUCACACUGCGGCGUACUUGAUAAACCCCAGUGCCUCCGGUAAUGACUCGCGUGGGUUUGGCAUUGGACGCCGAGGAAUGCGAAGAGCCACUGCUGGAGAAGGGUCUGGCGGCCGGACCGCUUCACCCGCGCUCAAUGCAUUGGCUUUCUUAACGGAACGUACAGCCACUAGUACCGAUCGGGCGUCUUCUCGCGCAGCCGGACAAGACGCCGAUUCAGCCUCUGCUGAAGAAGGAUCGAGUAACUCGGCUGCGGCUCGCUCAAGCUCGAGGCGCAAUCGAUUUGAUGACCUCGAGGAAAUGAUGAUGAUGGAAGCCAUUCGAUUGAGUUUGGCUAGCGAAGAUGAGCGUCUCAGGCGGGAGGAGAAAGAGGCAAGAAAGGAUGCCAAAAAGCGGGAGAAGGAGAAGGAGAAGGAGGCCAAGAAAGCGGAUAAGGCAGCUCGUAAAUCUGGCUUGUACAGCAAUAAUGCUAGCGCCUCCGCUCUGGAUAUCCUUGGUGACUCUAGUCUAGCCAAGGUGGCCAGUAGCUCAUCCUCUGUCAUGGGCGAGGAUGCCGUUGGUGAGGAAAUUGCUGCUGGCAGCAAAGGCAAAGGAGUCGACCGUGCAUUGCCAUCGACCACAGGAGAAAUGAAACCCCCUUCGCUUCUUGAUCCAACAAUCCCAACGGUUCAGUCAGCUGAUCAGUCUGAGCCAUCACGGCCAUCCCAUUUACGGCAUGUCUCCAGCGCCUCCUCGUCCUUCUCUUCUAUCAUGGAAACUUCUCCAGACGAUCGCAAAGGCGGUCACACACCGGGGGAUGAUAACAACACUUCUCUUGAACCCUUGUUCAAUUUUCGCAGUCUAGCAGCCGUUAUUGGAGACGAGGAGAAGGCGGAUGAGUGUGCAGAACACGUCGAGGACUCCUCCAAUAAGUUACAGACGGAGGGCUCUUGCUCAAGUGCAGCCCCGUCAGUUCAUCAACCUUUGACCGACGCAAAUCCCGACACAACGACACCUAUCGUCGAGUCUCACAUGGAGUCUGACGGUGGCUCUGGUGUCCUUCCUAAGGAGCUCGAAACUCGCUCCGUCGAGAUCACAAGUUCCGCUACGCACCCGGAGGCUACCUCGUGA